Mugil cephalus (flathead mullet) is the source of this 1603-nucleotide messenger RNA. RefSeq names its product tyrosine-protein kinase STYK1. Gene Ontology annotation, molecular function: ATP binding; transmembrane receptor protein tyrosine kinase activity. The coding region runs from base 180 to 1361 and encodes 393 amino acids. Gene Ontology annotation, biological process: cell surface receptor protein tyrosine kinase signaling pathway; positive regulation of kinase activity; multicellular organism development. Gene Ontology annotation, cellular component: signaling receptor complex. The transcript is spliced from 10 exons. Lineage: Eukaryota; Metazoa; Chordata; Actinopteri; Mugiliformes; Mugilidae. The record is from RefSeq and is a predicted model, not a curated record.
GCGCCCUUCCAGGCAGACCGUUCUCUGAAAGCAGCUGAUAACAGGCAUGUUAUUGUGAUUUUUCAACUCUGCCGCUGCUGUUAGUUUUUGUGUUACCGGGCUGUGAAUGUGUGCUCACUCACACAUUAGGGCCUCUUGUGUCAGUUUCUCCCACAUGUGAGAAAUGCCAGCUGCUGUUCAUGGACGGGGGUACAGAAUGUAGCAACGGUACAUCAGUCACUGCGUGCUACGAGUCUUCAGGUCCACUUGCUGUCAUUAUAAUCCCCUCUCUGUUGGCAGUGAGCACAGUUUUAGUGGUGACUCUGAUUUUCUGCAGCCUCCGUAAGAACAAACAAAGGGCACAGAUGGCCUCAGCUCAUUUUACAAAUGGUCAGCAGAGCAUUUUUCUGAAUACAGCUUUAGGCACUCCAAAGGUCCAGGCAGCCUUGCAAUCUUGGGAGCUCCCUGAAGAGUGCGUUCUUGAGGGGCUGGAGUUUUGGCAGACUGGUCGCUAUGGUCCCAUCUGUAAAGGUCUGCUGAAAAAGAGCGAUGGAGCCUCCUCCGUUGUGGUGGUUAAAUCCCUUCGAGAGGGCCCCAACCAGCCUGAAGCCACAGAGUUUGUGGAGUGGCUCGCCUUCCACGCCACAGUGUGUAAACACAAGAAUGUGGUGCAGAUGUUGUACUGCCAGACCAAGCGUCUGCCCAUGUACCUGGUCCUGGAUGCCCACAACCCAGGGAACCUUCUUCACUUCCUCUGGACUCUCAGAAAUAAAGAUUCAAGCACGGCAGAUCCAUCGCAGGACUUCUCAGAGAGGUCCGUGUUUCUGGUGGCAAAGCAGGUUGCAGCUGGCCUGGAUUACCUGAUGUCAGAGCACAGGCUGGUGCAUGGCGAUGUGGCUGCCAGGAACAUCUUAAUUGGCCCAGGCCUCUCAGCACGGGUGUCAGGGCUGGGUGUGGCAUUUGGAGAACGCAAAAUGGAUUCAACAAUUAAGCCGAGGGCAGCAGAGGUGCCCAUCAAAUGGCAGGCUCCGGAGAGGAUUAUGAUGCAGCUCAAUAUCGACAGGAGUGACGUGUGGUCUUUUGGAAUCUUGCUAUAUGAACUGAUUACCUUAGGUUCUCCUCCAUAUCCUGAGCUGGAGCCUCUGUCAGUGCUUCCAAAGCUACAGGCGUCUUAUCGAAUGAAGAGACCAAAGGACUGUGGAGGACCUUUGUAUGACCUGAUGAAGUACUGCUGGAUGUGGAGUUUCAAAGACCGGCCGGCGUUUUCAGCCAUCAUGAAGCUGCUGCAGUCGUCACUGCACUUUGCUUCUUCUAAACCUAUCUGUGUUCCCGAGGUCGUCGACAUGUACGAGUACAACCAAAAGGCAGGACUGCUCUCAUAGGCCCAUGUAAAAAGUGUGUCAACAACACUAACUCUACCAAGAAAACAUAACAUUAAAAGGGAAUUGUUUUUUAGAUUGCGGAGCAUCCAUCAUGUAAUCAGUUUUCUAUGGCAUUUCAGCUGAGGAAGGCAAGUGUAUGGAUUCUGUUGGUACACUGCUAGACGUCUGAUGUACAACAAGAAGAAACUGAGGAUUUCCACUUCGACAUUGAUGAUAUGAUAAAUUAACAGCAUGGAGAUGAA